This is a messenger RNA of Polyodon spathula (Mississippi paddlefish), 5963 nucleotides long. RefSeq names its product lysine-specific demethylase 4A-like. The coding region runs from base 736 to 4023 and encodes 1095 amino acids. Gene Ontology annotation, molecular function: histone H3K9 demethylase activity; histone H3K36 demethylase activity. Lineage: Eukaryota; Metazoa; Chordata; Actinopteri; Acipenseriformes; Polyodontidae. The transcript is spliced from 22 exons. The record is from RefSeq and is a predicted model, not a curated record. Gene Ontology annotation, biological process: chromatin remodeling. Gene Ontology annotation, cellular component: nucleus.
CAGGGAGAGAGGAGACAAUGACUGGAACACUGUCAUUAACGCCCAGUCAUUUAGAGUAAACGUAGAGCGUAUAGAUAACGGUCGUUUCUUUAAAAUACAAUCAGCUUGUGUAAUAAUAUAGCUCGCUGUGAAAAACCGAAAGCUAAAUAAUGUGUUACCCCAUAUAUUCAUUAGAUCGACCUCUCGAUUAUAAAUAUACAUUGUCUGAGACGAGGAUGAAAUGAACCGCAUCGAUUAUUAUUUGUGGCUACAGUACUAGCUAUUUGGGAGACUAAAUUUAAGAAAUAAUGCAGUCGUUGUCACGGACGGUAGUACUCUCUGUACAUUAAUUGUAGUUUGCCACAGCACUGUACCUAAAUUAAGUGUAAAGCGUGUAUUCAUAUUAUAGUUUGUUUAAUAUAACUGUAACAAGGAUAUUGGUGCAAACUGAGAAUCUUUAUCGCAUGGGUGUUCUUUAAGCAACUGGAGACGGACUGCCUGUUCUGCAGCAAGUUGAAUCAUUUUUUGAGCAUGCGUGCUGGAUUGACUGUAUACUUUUUUUUUUAACAACCGUAGAUGAUAAUCGUUUCUCAUUGUGUCUGGAUUAGGCGCAUCAUCCACCCUGACUCUUCCGCAUACACAGAAGUGAAGGUUCUUAAAACAGUUUGGCACCAGUUUUCAAAACGAACUGAACCCCUGAGUCUGCGGUGUCUUUUCGCUCCCAAAACAGCAGAAAGACAGUAAAAUCCUGGAAGGAUGGCUUCUGACUCAGCAUCUCAAAAUCCCAGCUGUCGGAUAAUGACCUUUUAUCCCACAAGGGAGGAGUUUCAGAAUUUCAGCCGCUAUAUUGCCUACAUUGAGUCUCAAGGGGCUCACAGAGCAGGGCUGGCUAAGAUUGUCCCCCCAAAAGACUGGAAACCCCGGAGGUGCUACGAUGGCAUCGAUGAGCUGGUGAUCCCAGCUCCAAUCCAGCAGGUGGUCACUGGGCAGUCGGGUCUCUUCACCCAGUACAACAUCCAGAAGAAGCCAAUGACUUUGCGAGAGUUUCGCAAGAUUGCAAACAGUGACAAGUUCUGCAAUCCACAUUAUGCUGAUUUUGAGGAGCUUGAAAGGAAGUACUGGAAGAACCUGACAUUCAAUCCACCCAUUUAUGGCGCAGAUGUAAAUGGGACGCUCUAUGAUCCGGACAUCAAAGAGUGGAACAUUGGCCAUCUAAAUACAAUCCUGGAUACGGUGGAGUUAGAGAGCGGAAUUACUAUAGAGGGUGUAAACACACCAUACCUGUACUUUGGGAUGUGGAAGACUACAUUUGCAUGGCACAUUGAGGACAUGGACCUGUACAGCAUUAACUACCUGCACUUUGGAGAGCCUAAAUCCUGGUAUUGUGUUCCUCCAGAACAUGGGAAGCGAUUGGAGAGACUGGCAAAAGGCUUUUUCCCAGGGAGUGCCCAGAACUGUGAGGCUUUCCUUCGACACAAAAUGACCCUGAUCUCCCCAUCUAUCUUGAAGAAGUAUGGCAUUCCCUUUGACAAGGUCACUCAGGAAGCCGGGGAGUUCAUGAUCACAUUUCCUUAUGGGUAUCAUGCUGGUUUCAACCAUGGCUUCAACUGUGCUGAAUCAACAAAUUUUGCAACCCAACGUUGGAUUGAGUAUGGGAAGCAGGCAACACUGUGCUCCUGCCGGAAGGACAUGGUGAAGAUCUCUAUGGAUGUGUUUGUGCAGAAGUUUCAGCCUGAUCGCUACAAGCAGUGGAAAGCUGGGAAGGACAAUGCUGUCAUUGACCACACCCGGCCAACUCCAGAGGCAGCCGAAUUUCUAAAGGAGAGAAACGGGGAUAGUGAAACAGAGGUGAACUCCAGUGUAGGCAGCACUGAUGAACGUGAGACUACAGUAAACAACAAAAAGAGCCUCAUCAAGCAUAGAAUUGGGACUAAAAGGCAUCGUGUGUGUUUGGAGGUCCCCCAAGAGGUCCUCCCAAAAGAAGACUUGCAUUAUGAAGUGGAAGUGUGUGAGGAAGAAACAAUGUCCACCCAGCAGGAUCACCAGCAAGGAAUGGACUGCACUGAGGAACUUAGCACUGAGGAACUUGGCCGUCAAGAUUCUUUCUUGCCAGCUAAGGUGGAAGAGCUGCAGCCAGUGAAAUGUGAAACUGUGGGAGAGGUGGAUCUAGGCCGGGCUGUGAGCCCCACGCCUUUGACUGAGUGCUCUUCACAUGGAGUGGAAAACCCCACUGUUCCUGAUAGUGAAGCUUCCCCUGCCCAUGAUGAUGUUGACCUCCCCCACCUUCCAGAAAGCCAGAAACACAUUGUAAAUAGCCACAUCUCCAAGGUAGUUAGCCCCGCCUCCAGGGCUCAAAGCCCUGUUGUCGCUGGAACAAGUGGAGAUUCUGUCAUUGGUGCAGCUCCCCCAUGCCUGCCAAGAUCAGGGGCAGCCUGUCUGGUUCUGAGCAAGACCCUGAGCCCAGCUGAAGUGCUGCAUGUUCACAGCUACGCUAAGGGGAGCUACAGUGAAGCAGGAGCUGGCAGCCCAUCGGAGAGGAAGGUCAACACUGGGAUGAGUGGCAAGGAGCAAGAUGAUGCACAGUGUGAUGUCAUUUAUCCCCAGACUGCUGAAGUGUACACAGACUCCAUGAAGAACCUAAAGAGCAAACGGCAGCCUCUGGACAAACUACCACGUCACCACCCUUUAGUUAAAGACUGUUUCAGUGAUGAAGAAGUGCAAGAGCAGAUACAUUUGGAUGAAGACACUGUCGAGACCGAACAGUGGGCAAAAUCUCUUACUAACCUUUGGCAAACCCGGCCCCAUAACCUGCAGGCAGAACAGGAGUACAAUCAGAACAUGGGUUUGCAACCUCCUUACUGUGCAGUCUGCAUGCUGUUCCAGACAUACCAGCAGUUGGAGUAUAAUGGCAAUAACCAAAGCACUCUGAUGGACUCUGAGGGCAGGCUCAGGACAAAGCCCCUUAUCCCCGAAAUGUGUUUCUCUACAAAUGAGGUCAGCAGUGACCUAAACUUCUCUGCCCCCUACCUGGAGGAAGAUGGUACCAGCUUGCUUAUCACCUGCUCCAACUGUUGUGUCCGGGUCCACACCAGUUGUUACGGUGUUGCUCCUGAGAAAGUGUCAGAUGACUGGAAGUGUUCCCGUUGUGAAGCAAAUGCCAUGACGGAGAGUUGCUGUUUAUGUUCACUGAGAGGAGGGGCCCUGCAGAGAGCCAACAAUGACAAAUGGGUCCAUGUACUCUGUGCAGUGGCAGUGUUGGAAGCACGAUUUGUGAACCUUGCAGAACGUAGUCCUGUGGAUCUCAGUGGGAUACCCUUGCAGAGAUUUAAAUUGAAAUGCUUUUACUGCAAAAAGCGGAUGAAAAGGGCUGCAGGUUGCUGUGUGCAGUGCUCACAUGGUCGCUGCCCCACCUCCUUUCAUGCUACCUGCGCACAAGCAGCAGGAGUCCUCAUGCAGUCUGAUGAUUGGCCCUUCGUUGUGUUCAUUACCUGCUUCCGCCACAAAGGGCCUAUUCAUACAGAGCGCAAUAAGGCAGCCCUGCGUGAGCUCUCCGUGGGACAGAAGGUGAUCUGUAAACACAAAAAUGGGCGAUACUACCAGAGUGAGGUGGUGAGUCUCACCAAAGAAACCUUUUACGAGGUGAACUUCGAUGAUGGCUCCUUCAGUGACAACCUCUUUCCAGAGGACAUUGUGAGCCGGGACUGCCAGCAGCUGGGGCCCCCAGCGGAAUCUGAGGUUGUGCAGGUGCGGUGGACUGAUGGGCUGGUUUAUGGAGCUAAGUUUGUGGCAGCACAUGUUGUCCAGAUGUAUCAGGUAGAGUUUGAGGAUGGAUCGCAGCUCUCUGCCAAGAGGGAUGAUGUUUACACCCUCGACGAAGAGCUACCAAAGCGUGUUAAAACAAGACUGUCAGUUGCAUCAGACAUGCGCUUUGGGAUCUUCACAGAGAAAGAGGUGAAACAGGAGACCAAGCGGCAACGGGUUAUAAACUCCAAGUACCGGGGAGACUACAUCGAGCCAGUAGUGUACCGUGCCAUCAUGGAGUAAUUGCUUUUCUAUACUUGAACCAAAAAAAACUAUUGGCACAGACUGGGGGACCUACAAACAAUAGAAGACCCUCCUAAAAAUGUAAUUGUUGAGUGAAUUUCUGUUGAACAAUUUUUAAAAGCUCAAAAAAAAAAAAAAACCUGGAUGUUUUGGAGUAAGCAUACAGUGCCCUUCGCUUGCAUUAAUACACCCUGUAACUUCUGCAUUACAGUCAUGAGGUCCUCAUUUAACUUUCACAGUAGAAAACCAUUUAAGUUUGCAGUGCCAUGAGUUGCCCAACUUUUUGUUCAUUGUUUAUUUUUGACAACUGCAUCAUGAGUACCAGAUUUCUCUGCAAAGUGAGCAAUUUGGAGUUUGUUUCAUGGUGGAACAGACGGAAUGAAGCUUCAAAUAAGAUGCAAUUUGAAAACUUGUUAAACACAAAGGGCCCAAGAUUUUUGACUCUUGAAACAAGGUGUUGUGUUUCUUCAUUGGAGAAUUGCAAAAUAUAAAAGUGGAAUUUUGCAGAGUGAGGCUAAAAAACAAGAGCCAUUUUGAAAUUUUUAAAAAAAAACUUCUGUAAGUAUAAGCUUUUUUCCAUGCAAAUUUCAACUGCAGUGUUCUAUGCCAUUGUAUUUAAACAGUGGUAUUAGUUUUUAUACCUGGCUGAAAUGUAAGCCUGUAGAAACUUGGAAUAUCCACCAAAUUACGUUCUAUAGAAUGUAUUGUUUUAUAAAUAAAUUGUGUUCCAGAUUUUUUAUUUGCAAGGCAGAGGCUUUUGCUGAUUUUUCAGCACUGCUAAUUUAAUUAAUUUGUUGUAUUUUUAUUUUAAAUCUGUUACCUUCCUUAAGGCUCACCUGUAAAUGUAAAGCAUUUAAUUGUCACUUAUUUAACUUUGACCUUCAAUUAGAAAGCGCUUCUUACAGUUACAAAACCCAAGGGUGUGUGUGUGUGUGUCAUUUACAGGGGGCUAGUUUCAGGUAUUGUUUAAAGUUUAUUUUUGCAUUUAAACUCUGUAUGAUUAACUUGGAUUUGACCACCCUGUUUGCAAAAUAUCUUGCUUGUCCAAGUUGCAAUUGGAAAGAAACACUUCAUAAAGUAACUGCAAUAAACAUACGUGUCACUUAUUUGGUACAUGUACACCUCUAAUCACAUGUUCAGUAGACAUGGGUUGCUACACUGUAGCAGUACUGUGCACUUCACAAGGGUGUAACAGUCAUUCUUGCAAUCAAUGCGAAGGUUGUUACAUCUCAACCUACUUUCCUGUAUAACUAAAUUAGUUGCGGGGUUUAAACGUAAAUAAAUACAUACAUGUUUUUUGAAAUUGUGACAGCUUCAAAUUAAGUGUUGCUAAAAUAUGUUUGCAGGGAGCGAAGUUUGUUAAAGACAUUCAUUUGUCAGAAUGAUGUGUUGUUUUUUUUUUUUUUUUCCUUAAGCGUCAUGUUCUUGUUGACAUAGUUUAUCAUGGAAUGUCUCUGGAUAGCAGUUGCAUGUAGGAUUAUUUAAAAUGCAUACUGUAUCAUAUGAAAAAUAAAAUCAUGCCCCUUACACCAAAUGUCUUCACUAAAAACAGUACUGCCAGCAUUGUUACAGCCUGUAUUAAAGUAUUUUGAAUAGUGCUUGGCAUCAACUGUGUUUCAAGCAUUAGCCAUGUAGCACAUCAGCUUUGACCAAUAAAAUGACUGCUGUUCCAGUCAAGGAUGUGGGCUGAAAUUUCCCUGGAGGUUUUAUUUAUUUUAUUUUUUUUGUUCUUCAGCAGUGUACAAUGUAGCACACAAACAAGCUCAAACCACCCAAGAUCAACGUUAGAUUGCAAGAACUGCAAUUGCACUGUGUUUUUUCUUUGAAAGCUUUAUACUUAUGUUUCUUAUGGUAGGCUAGAACACAUAGGGCUAAGCACAAUAAUCAUAAAUAUUCAACUUCACUUUUGAACCUAAUAAAUUCCUACCACUGUAAAUCAA